AUGCCAUCAUCACAUGCCCUCACAUGCCAUCAGCACAUGCCCUCACAUGCCAUCAUCACAUGCCCUCACAUGCCAUUAUCACAUGCCCUCACAUGCCAUCAUCACAUGCCCUCACAUGCCAUCACCACAUGCCCUCACAUGCCAUCAUCACAUGCCAUCAUCACAUGCCCUCACAUGCCAUCACCACAUGCCCUCACAUGCCAUCAUCACAUGCCAUCAUCACAUGCCCUCACAUGCCAUCACCACAUGCCCUCACAUGCCAUCACCACAUGCCCUCACAUGCCAUCAUCACAUGCCCUCACAUGCCAUCAUCACAUGCCCUCACAUGCCAUCAUCACAUGCCCUCACAUGCCAUCAUCACAUGCCCUCACAUGCCAUCAUCACAUGCCCUCACCUCACAUGCCAUCAUCACAUGCCCUCACUGCCUCUACCUCCAAGGGUCCAUCUCUGACCUCACCGCUUGCCGUCAGCAUUCUGCUCUCAUCCCUUCCGCCUCCUGCUUUAUCCCUCCACUCGAAACCCCAAUUCCUUGCUCCAUUCAUGCGACCCCAAGACACGUGUUCAGGAGUAGCAGGAAUAAUCAGGCCUUCUGUCUUGAGACGUUUCUUAAAACGCUUCAUUGUGCCACUGAAAGCGGACAUAUCCGCCACCCCAUUGCUCUCUGGUUCUCUACCAUCCUCCAUCCUCUCGCUCUCUGCUCUUGCACACCUAGACAUAUCUAGUUCUUCAGUAUCAGGCGACCUACCAUCUGCUCUCGGCCGUCUCUCUUGCCUCACAUACCUCAACAUCGGUGCAAUAAACAUCACUGGUCGCGUGGAGGACUUUUCGUGGAUCUCAAGUCUCACCAACCUGCGCUCUCUCGAGAUGUCGGUGAUGUACAAUGUGGUUGGAGAUCUGUCGUCCCUCACCUUCCUUACUGCCCUCAAAGCCCUUCAAAGCCUGUAA
Molecule: messenger RNA, 945 nt
Organism: Closterium sp. Yama58-4
Lineage: Eukaryota; Viridiplantae; Streptophyta; Zygnematophyceae; Desmidiales; Closteriaceae
Source: the annotation of a GenBank genome assembly